Saprolegnia parasitica CBS 223.65 is the source of this 791-nucleotide messenger RNA. RefSeq lists its product as hypothetical. The transcript has 3 exons. Lineage: Eukaryota; Oomycota; Saprolegniomycetes; Saprolegniales; Saprolegniaceae. Bases 1 to 735 code for a protein of 244 amino acids. The record is from RefSeq and is a predicted model, not a curated record.
AUGUUUCGGCUCAUCCUCGACGCGCUCGGGCUCUACGCCGCGUGGCACCCGUCCAACGGCGACAGCAGCAGCGACAUUGGCACGCGCACGUACGACGUCCCGGCGCCGCCGCCGCCCUUCCCGAGCGAAGUGCACGCCACCUUUCUUGAGACGUUUGACGGCAGCGACGUGCCCGACUCGAGAGGCGCGUGGUUCUACCAGUACCACGCGGCGAGCGGCGACACGAACUGGCGCGUCGAGCAUGAUGCGCCGCAGGCCGACCCGUUCUGCCGCUGUGCGCAGCCAAACACAACGGACGCGUGUACGCUCUACUACACGCAAGAGAGCUUGUUCGUGCACUUUCCGAGUCAAGUCGGCGCGUGCUGCCGCCUCUGUGACGCGAAGACGCCAGGCUGCGGCAUGCUUUCGCCGACGUGGCUCUCGGCGUCGGCGACACUGACCGGCGUCGACGAGCUCGACGGCCGUCUCUGCUACCAGUUUUGCACUCCUCCGUACGUCCCCGAUGCUUUGCAUGUAUUUCAACGCAGCAAUGACAGGACGGGGACCGUGACCGAGUGCAUGAGCUACGACGACUACGGUCUUCCGUGCCGCUUCACCGAAACGACGUCUGGUAAUGUGCACAACUUGACGUUCACGUCGUGGACCGUCACGAAGCAGCCGCCAUCGACGUUUGCGCUGCCGUCGCUCUCCUGCGCGACGAGCUGCGCGUCCCUCUUCCCCACAUGCGAUGUCUAACUCGAUGCUAUCAUACUACUACUGUAGUACACCAAUGCAACUUCUCUAUCUUGAAC